GAUCAACAUAUCUCCACCGUUUAUUCCGCAUGAGAGUAGAGAAUCAUUUCCCACCUGCAAAUGUUUUAGUUCUAUAUCCAAUUCGACCCCUUUCCUCAUCGAACUGUCAAGACACCCCGAGCUUCCAGUUUCAGCUUCACACUGACAAAUCACAAUGAUUCGCAAACGAUAUCAAGAAGCCAAAACAGGUUUUCAAUUGGUGAAAUCGAUGAAUGCCCAGAAGUAUUUGAAGAAAAUAGGACUUGGGAAAGAGGACUACUACUUCUGGAAGCAAAUUGGCAAGGCUCUACUAUGUACUUACACGCUAUUUGGUGUCGCGUGGCUCUACAACGAAACAUCACCGCUAGGUUGGUGGACGUUAAAGCCUCGCCCCAAGGAAGAAAAAGAGCUAGCACACCUGUAUGAGCGGCGAGAGUUUCCGUACCCGGGUGAUGAAGAAGCAAUGGAAGAGUUCGUUGCCAAAGGGGGUAUGAUUGGCACAACCAUCGGUCCAAAAGGGGUUGUUGAAACCGAUAAGGAUGCGUUUAACUACCAGAAGGACUUGCAAAACAAGAAGCUUGAGCAAGAAGCUCAGAAGCUGUGGUUGAGGAUGAGGAAUGAGGUCAUUCAGGAGCUUCAAGAGAAGGGGCAUGAUGUUGAGUGAUAGUUUUGUGAAGUAUCAGUGAAUGUUGUAUGGUCUUGUGAAACAUUAAGAGCUGUUCUGAGUUAUAUUAUUAUGAAAUGUAGCCUGAAUGGAAUUGGUUCAAUGGUUUUGUGAAACUCUUAUCAUUGUGUAAAGUUUGAGCUGAUUGGCUGCUGUACGGUAUUUAAAGUUUAAAGUUUAAAGUUUAAUGACUUUUGGAUCCUC
Molecule: messenger RNA, 847 nt
Organism: Quercus robur (English oak)
Lineage: Eukaryota; Viridiplantae; Streptophyta; Magnoliopsida; Fagales; Fagaceae
Exons: 2
Coding region: 155-643 (162 amino acids)
Source: RefSeq, a predicted model, not a curated record